Molecule: messenger RNA, 2391 nt
Organism: Peronospora belbahrii
Lineage: Eukaryota; Oomycota; Peronosporomycetes; Peronosporales; Peronosporaceae
Source: the annotation of a GenBank genome assembly
AUGGAAGUGUCAAAGCCUGAAGUAUCUACAAUUGCUUAUCAUGAUAAUGACAACUAUAUGUGUAUACAAGAUGUUGAAGCAGGUGAGACUGAUGUACCUGAAGACGAGGAAGAUGAUAAAGACGACGACGAUGCGGACUUUCGGUUUGAUGCACCGUCUUACUACGACCUGAAGAAUCCAGCGCUUGAACAGCGUUACGUUAAUAAUGCCGAUGGUUAUUUCUCAUCUCCUGUACCAUCUACUAGUACGUUUUAUACAGAGUCAUCUGUAUCUAGUUGUGGACGAGAUAGUAAGAAUAGUUACAGUAUUACGGAGAGUAGUGAUACAUUGAGGAAGACAUACGAUAAUAGCCAGAGUAUAGAGGUUAGUAUGGAAGAGAAGACAAGUAUAAGUAUGCUGGAUACAACAAUGAUCACACCUGAAGAGGAAGAAAUGGUUGAAGAUAUUGACCAGGUAUUGAAUCGAAGUAAUCUGUUGGAAGACAAAGAGGAAAGCUUUGAGGAAGUGUUUCGACAUUAUGCAUCGUCGUCACAGUCUUCAGCUACGUCAUCCUACUUGCUGCAUGAGCUGGAUACAUCGACGCACAGCUCUGUACAUGGUCGUUUGUCUGCUUACAGCUCACAGACGUCGUUGCCAGCAGCAGCAACGCUGAGAAUUAAAGGGACGAUGACUGAACCGAGAGAAGAUAAUGAAGUGCAGGUUUUGAAAUUGGAUAAACACAGGUUUACUGGAGAUGGUGGCUUGUCCAAGUUGAUGCAACCGACGCAGUCGUAUAUGAGACGACUACAGGCAGAACAGAGGAUGAGGCAACAGAGCUAUACGGAGGAAAUUCCCGUUGAGAAGAAAUUGCAUCGUAUUACACGACCUCAAAGUCCAAAAUUGCAUCUAAAGACGCGAGCUACAGAUCCAAAUGAUCCAUCAAGGAUGAGCAGUACGAGUCGGGAGUUGCUGAAAAUUCAGGAGGAGCGACUGCAUUUACAAUUGGAGAAACUUAAGAUCCGAGAGUUUCAUGAGAAAACAAAAGUGCAGCGACCGCCGAGUAAUGUUCAUCAGCGGUCGACAAAGCAACUUACGAUUCCACAAACGCCACACUUUGAGGUGGACGUUCGCGCAAGACGAACACAUGGUGAAAGCAAUAGAAGCGUGGUCGGACAAGAUAAAAUGAGUCCGCCUAUUGCAGCAGAAAAGUUGCUGUCCCGAGAUUUUGCUCUUCCAACGUUACCGCAUUUUCGAGAGAACCGGUCAGCUUUGACGACACCUCAUGCUCCGCAACUCCAUACAGCGGCACGAGCUGAUCAACGUUUGCCACCAGCCGCUGCGUCGCAUGAGCAGACGAAAUCAGCGGAAGGUCAUACUCGCCCAAAAUUUGGUGGGCUUACCCAGCCAAUGACCCCGCAACUGGAAACAAGUCGAAGAGCAGCGAUGCACCGCCGACCGCUUGAGGUUAUCGAUGACGACGCCGAAGAAAUGGCCAAGAAGUUUCAAGCUCGUCCAUUGAACAAACACAUUUUGGAACCAAAAUCGUACCCUCGCUAUUCUCCUGCAAAUUCGGACAGCAAGUCUCGAUUGACCCAACCGAUGGCCCCAAAGUUACCGGCGAGUACGCGUUCAGCCACCCAUUUACGAUUCUCUCAACGAUCUAAUUCUGUUGCUACUGAAAUGGAACGCCGCCGUAAAGAGCGCGAGCAGCUACUAAAAGCACGCCAAGCAGGUCCCACUGCUCAGCAGAAGUCGGUGCGCGCGCUUGCUCGCCGGCCUCUGAUUCCUGAAACUCCUCCGCUAAAAAGUAUCCAGCGUCAUCGAGAGUAUCAGGAAAAUUUCCGUCGCAAGAUUGAUGCUGAAGAGGAGGAAACGGUAAAACAACGUCAAUUUAGAGCUAAUCCUAUGCGCGUGACGGCAACGCCUCCGAGGUUUGAGGGCUCGACAAAGCCAGUCACUGAGGUGAAACCAUUUGAGCUGCCUGGAGAGCGCUAUUACGAACAAGCCCGAGAGCGCGUGGAGCAAAAACGUCGGGAGGAAGAAGCGCAGUGUCUAAAGUCGUCAGGCAUUUUUCGUGCAAAACCCAUGCCGGUGUUUGAGUCCAAUAGUGUCCACAUCGUGUCCAGCGCGAAACCUCUUACUCAGACUGAGUCUCCUAUGUUGGCAACGAAAACUCGGGCUACGGAGCGAGCUGCUUUUGAAGCCGCUGAAAAGGAGCGUCGCGAACGAGAACAAGCAUUUCGUGAAGAGCGAGAGCAACAAGAGCGGCAACUAGAGGAAGAAGAGAUCAGACGUUUACGUCGAAAGGAAAUGAUAUUUCACGCACGGCCCGUUCCGGAGUUGACAUCAUCCCAGGUGACGCAGGAGACCAAGCCCUUGGCUGAAGCGGUUAGUCCGGCUAAGCGCUCCUAG